GAGGUUUGCGGUUGGGAGGGGCGGAGGGGUUCUUUCUAAAGCCACAUCAGAGGCUCUUAUGGGAGCACAUCUUGCUGACUGUUUGACAGGACAAAGUUUUCUUUGGGGAUUGAACACACAGCAGCUGCAAUGAUGCGUUCUUAUUCAUGGCUGAUCUUCAAAGCAGUCCUGGCUCUGCUAUUAUCACCUCCGAGCAGUGCAGACACCGAUACAUUCCAAGGAGCCUUCCCGUAUCCGAACAAAUACGCACCAAAUAAAUCAGAGGGGUGUCUACAGUCACCCAUCGGGGCGCUUUUCUCUCGCGGUGCCGCUUCCAUAGCCUCAACGGAUGAGAUCCUGGAGUCCAGCCAGGAGGCGCUACACGUGACAGAGCGCAGAUAUCUGCGGCUGGACUGGUGCAAGACUCAGCCGCUGAAGCAGACAAUCCAGGAGGAAGGUUGCCUGAGCCGCAGCAUUAUCAACCGCUUCUGUUACGGACAGUGCAACUCUUUCUACAUCCCUCGGAAUUCCCAGCAUGAUGGGAUCAGCAUCUUUCAGUCCUGCUCCGCUUGCAAACCAAAAACAUUCAGCACCGUUACAUACACCCUCUUCUGCCCGGGACAGACGCCCAGUACGCGAAAGAAGCGGAUCCAACGCGUAAAACAGUGCCGCUGCGUUAAUAUUAAAACUGAUUGAACCCCCGCUGGAUUACACUUUGAUUCAAGGAGAGAAAAAUGAAAAAGAAAGGAAAUUUCCAUGUUAGAGUUGGGGCAACGGAGAAGGGAACUUUAAUGAACAUUUUAUAUUGGACUCCUUAAAAUAGGACUAAGUAAAUGUUUUCUUUGGUCAUCUGCGGGGAAAAAAUGCACCACAUUGACUAAGAUCUUGCUUAUGGCUCCAAAGAG
This is a messenger RNA of Cyprinodon variegatus (sheepshead minnow), 884 nucleotides long. Its product is annotated as gremlin-1-like. NCBI's taxonomy places the organism in Eukaryota, Metazoa, Chordata, Actinopteri, Cyprinodontiformes, Cyprinodontidae. Gene Ontology annotation, biological process: animal organ morphogenesis. Gene Ontology annotation, molecular function: BMP binding; receptor ligand activity. Bases 130 to 675 code for a protein of 181 amino acids. The transcript has 2 exons. The record is from RefSeq and is a predicted model, not a curated record.